Schistosoma turkestanicum is the source of this 450-nucleotide messenger RNA. The record is from the annotation of a GenBank genome assembly. NCBI's taxonomy places the organism in Eukaryota, Metazoa, Platyhelminthes, Trematoda, Strigeidida, Schistosomatidae.
AUGGCUGACCAAUUAACAGAGGAACAGAUUGCUGAGUUUAAGGAAGCUUUUUCCUUGUUUGAUAAAGAUGGUGAUGGUACAAUCACCACCAAAGAAUUGGGUACAGUUAUGCGCUCUUUGGGGCAGAAUCCUACAGAGGCUGAACUACAGGAUAUGAUCAAUGAAGUAGAUGCUGAUGGUAAUGGCACAAUUGACUUCCCUGAGUUCUUAACAAUGAUGGCCAGGAAGAUGAAGGAUACAGACAGUGAAGAAGAGAUUCGAGAGGCAUUCCGCGUUUUCGACAAAGAUGGAAACGGAUUCAUUUCUGCUGCUGAACUCCGGCAUGUAAUGACUAAUUUAGGCGAAAAGUUAACCGAUGAAGAAGUCGACGAAAUGAUACGUGAAGCCGAUAUCGAUGGUGACGGUCAAGUAAAUUAUGAAGAAUUUGUUACAAUGAUGACAACAAAGUAA